Molecule: messenger RNA, 930 nt
Organism: Rasamsonia emersonii CBS 393.64
Lineage: Eukaryota; Fungi; Ascomycota; Eurotiomycetes; Eurotiales; Trichocomaceae
Exons: 2
Coding region: 1-930 (309 amino acids)
Source: RefSeq, a predicted model, not a curated record
AUGCAUGCUCUUCAAUACAGUGCAGAUAAGUUGAAGUUAUACCUCCUGAAAGCAAUACGAGAGCAAGGAACAGAUACCAACCGUGUUGAGCAGAGGGCAUCGGAUCAGACCGAGGAAUUGCAGUCCCAGCACUCGAUCGAUCGUUUCUUGAUUCCCAUGACCCUCGAAGCAGCAAAAAUCAAGUCAUUGCCGGACAGCGCAUACUACAUUCCUGAUUUCAUUACUGCGGAGGAGGAAGAGCGAUUGCUUCAAAAGAUAAAUUCCGUCCCUCUCCCCCGCUGGACCCAGCUCUCCCACCGCCGUCUCCAGACAUGGCCGUCGGCACUCACCAAAUCCAACAAGCUGCUCGCAGCGCCGUUGCCAGCCUGGCUGGUGUCACCCAUCAUCACGCCGCGAUUUGACGCUCUCGGGUGCUUUGCGGACGCUCCCCACGGAGCUCCGAACCAUGUUCUCAUCAACGAGUACCAGCCCGGCCAGGGCAUCAUGCCACACGAGGACGGAGCUGCGUAUUAUCCGCUCGUGGCGACGGUCAGUCUCGGGGCGCCGAUUGUGCUGGACAUUUAUGAGAAGAGAGAUCCUGAUCGUCCUGAAGAAACAUAUACACAUGAUGACAACAGCGAUGAUGAUAAUAACAACGACAGGCAAAGAAGAAAACCCAAAUUCAGAAUCCUGCAAGAACCGCGCAGUCUGCUGAUCACAACCAAGGACCUGUACACGAAGUACCUCCAUGGCAUCGCGGAGCGUGAAACGGACGAAGACCUAGGCCCCGAGACGAUCAGCAAUUGGGAUCUGCUGGGUGAGAAGGACCGGUAUGCCGAAACCGGGCGGUACACGCGACAGACCCGGAUCAGCCUCACGUAUCGGGAUGUGCUGCAGGUGGCUAAGAUAGGGAAUAGUGUUAAGUUUUUGACGGGUGGGAUGAAUAAAUAG